This is a messenger RNA of Orbicella faveolata, 1318 nucleotides long. RefSeq names its product ubiquitin-related modifier 1-like. NCBI's taxonomy places the organism in Eukaryota, Metazoa, Cnidaria, Anthozoa, Scleractinia, Merulinidae. The record is from RefSeq and is a predicted model, not a curated record. Gene Ontology annotation, cellular component: cytoplasm. Gene Ontology annotation, biological process: tRNA thio-modification.
CGGCUGAGUACAGGGAGAUGUGCGCGUGAGCUUGUAAGAUGGCGGACGGACUGAAAAUCUCAGUUCAGUUUAGCGGCGGGGCCGAACUUCUAUUCAAUAAAGUGAAGGAACACGACGUUGUUUUACCCAAGGAUCAAGAUUCAUGGACUAUUAGAAGAUUACUAACAUGGAUCAAAGAUAAUUUAUUAAAACAAAGACCAGAACUGUUUAUUCAAGGGGAAUCAGUACGGCCUGGAAUAUUGGUGUUAAUAAAUGAAGCUGACUGGGAGCUGAUGGGUGAAUUGGAUUAUGAGCUACAAGAAAAUGACAGCAUCGUGUUUAUAUCAACUCUUCAUGGUGGAUAGCAUUUAUGCAAAGAGGACCUGGAGUUGGAGAAGCAUGCUACUUCUUAGAAAGAAUGUCACAUUUUUUAAUUGUGCUAAGCAGUGUUAGACUGGGUAACAAGAACAGUGCUGACUUUUUGGGUUCCUUGUUCACACCCUAACGCAAGAAGCGCUGAAAGAUCAGUAGAGGAUUUGUAAAACAAACACAGCAACACAAGUUUAACUGCUGAAUGCAAAUCAUCUUUGAAAGCAUUCCAAGGAAACGUAAGCAAUAAGUUAUUUGCCCAUGGAUUCCACCAUGAAAAUGAUCAUUUAUCAGACACUGUUUACUUUCCUGAGUCAUUGUCAUCAAACAUGAGAUAAUGUUUACACCUAUGAACAACACAAUUGUCUUAAGUAUUGAAGCCUGCGAAUGCAGGCUUAUUUCCGGCUGUGGCUUGUCUCCACCGUUAUUUAUGGCGGAGACAAGUGACAGCCACAAAGAUGUCUGCAUUUGCAGGCUAUUAGUAUUGUAACCCAAAAAGAUAGUUUUUCUACCAAUGUCUUGAAAAUAGAAAAAGUAUAGAAUCUGUUAUAGUUUUCUGAAACAUAUACAUUUCUAGGUAUGGGUCAGACUGCAAACUUUAAAUCUUCUGUUAGGUGCAGUCUUCAAGGGUUACACAAAAUUUUGUAAGCUAAAUAAAAAAAAAAUAACUAGUUAUUUUCAGGAGUCAUUAGCCUGAAUUUCAACCAUCUUCCAAGAAAAUAGCUACUUGAGAAGACAGGUGGCUCUGACUUCCAUAAGUGGCCAAUUUUUGUCAAUUUGCAACUUAACCAACACCUGGCAUUUAAAAUUAAGUGUAAAUUUGAAAAUUUUGAUCAAGAUGUCUAAUGGAAACAAUAAAACUAGAACAAACAACUGCAGGAAACAUAGGAAUAAAUGUAUGUCUAAUGGAAGCAAUAAAAGUGGAAGAAAUAAAUGCAGGAAAUGCAGGAAUAAACAACAUGGAAUCUGA